AUGAACCAAGAGAUAUCAACGAGCCAAUAUUGUACAAGUUGUAAAACUAUAUUAGAAUACCCAGAAUCAUUUAAAGAAUCAUCAGGAAAAAUAUAUAAAACCUGCAAUAAUUGUAGAUUAAAAAAGAAAGAACGAAAAACAUAUUCUAAAAGAAACCCUGAAGAAAGACUGAAAAGAAUUCAAAACUUACCAAAAAAGCAAUGCUGCUCAAGGUGCAAAAGGACACAAAAACAAGAAGAAUUUGGAUACACUUCUAUAGGAAAGGCAUUCAAAACUUGUAAAAGUUGUAGACAACGAGCAGAGAAUAAAGAAUAUAAUUCAACACAAUAUCGAAUAGAAUUACAAGCACGAAAGAUCAUUUUCUAA
Molecule: messenger RNA, 366 nt
Organism: Dentiscutata heterogama
Lineage: Eukaryota; Fungi; Glomeromycota; Glomeromycetes; Diversisporales; Gigasporaceae
Source: the annotation of a GenBank genome assembly